Melospiza melodia melodia is the source of this 1963-nucleotide messenger RNA. It is a transcript of the gene SH2D1A, whose product is annotated as SH2 domain containing 1A. The transcript is spliced from 6 exons. Gene Ontology annotation, biological process: regulation of immune response; regulation of signal transduction. The record is from RefSeq and is a predicted model, not a curated record. Bases 318 to 695 code for a protein of 125 amino acids. NCBI's taxonomy places the organism in Eukaryota, Metazoa, Chordata, Aves, Passeriformes, Passerellidae.
AGAAUCCCAGGGCUCUGGGAAGCAAAACGAGCUCUGUCAAGCUCCUCAUGUUCCAGCUGCAAUGGGAGGCUGUGAUCAUAUUGUUCCAUGUAGGCAGAGUCUGUGGUGAUACAGCAAUCUUUUUCCAUUGCCCUGGAUGCAGUUUUGAGCUCUGUUUUGUCUAACUGAACAAAACAUACUCAGGAAGUGCCGUCUCACCCCGUGCAGAGGGUUCAGAGGUGUGAACACAUCCUGUUUACAUCUGCCACCAAGACGGGAGGCUGAGGGAGCACACGGCUGAGGCACGGGAGAGCAGCUGCAGCGGGACAGGCCCUGGCAUGGACACAGUGCCCGUCUACCACGGGGCCAUCACCCGAGAGGCUGGGGAGAAGCUGCUGCUGGCGGCGGGCACGGACGGCAGCUACCUGCUGCGGGACAGCGAGAGCAUCCCGGGAGUCUACUGCCUCUGCGUGCUGCAUCAGGGUUAUGUUUAUACCUACAGAGUGUCCCAGACAGAAGCUGGAUCCUGGAGUGCUGAGACAGCGCCCGGGGUCCCACGGAGGCUCUUUCGGAAAGUGCACAACCUCAUUUCAGCCUUCCAGAAACCCAACCAAGGCAUUGUAACACCCCUGCAGAACCCAGUUGUCAACAAUGUGAAAGCCAACUACUCCUCAGGGAGGAAUGAAGGCUACGACUUCCACCUGCAGCCAUCAUGAGGAUGUCUCCCCAAGUGUGACAUAACCACAUCUUCCAGCAUCUCCUCUAAUCUAUGCUUUAAAACAGAAUGGUUUAUAUGAUAGUAAAUACAACUCUGUGAGUUUUCUUGUAACAUUUGCAGAAAUGUGUAUUUCAUAGAAUUUAUUGCUUAAGAUGUAGAAGUUUAGAUUUCAGAGUACUUUGAAUUCAGGGUGGGAUAUUUUUUGUUUUUGUUUUUGUUUUUGUUUUUCCCAGGAGAGGAUAAAAAAACAUGCUAAAUCCUUUAUGUCUUUUUUUCCCUCUUUGUACUGUCAAGUUAAAACAUUUCUCCCUUCAAGAUCAGUUCUUAAUUAAUAAUUAGUUAUUAAUUUUACAUUAUUUAACUUUGAAUCCUGCUUUGCUUUGUUCUGGUUGGCAUUUAUGCAGAAUUGGGCAAGUCUCCUUUCAUAACCUUAGGAGAAGUGUUUACAUUAAAGUGUCCUUGCCUUGGAUGGGCUCUGUGUUUGUCAUUCAUACAGUUCCUAAAGAUAUUCCAGAUGUGAUACCGUGAGGAUCCCCAAUAACUGAUUUCCCAUCAAAGCAGUUGCUCUGCCCUCUAACAAAAUCUGUAGUUUUCACCAAUGACCAAGAACAUAAGUAAUGCACAGAGUAACCAAGAACACCAAUGAAGUGGAAAGCCUUGUUCUUUGCUUUUAGGUGUUCCCUGUUCUUGAAACAAGCCAUCCUCACAUACAAUUAAAAAAAAAAAAUUAUUUUUGCAUGACAGCUUUUCUUUUCCUCUCUGUGUGUUUCCAUGCUGCUACUGGGCUCCUGGAGGGGAGUUUUGAAUCUAGAGGACUUGUCAGCUCUGCAGGGUUAGGUGAGGCUACUGGAGAACUCAGAGGAUGUGCAUUUUGCACUUGGGGUGGAACAAGUGUGAUGGCACUGGACUGAUGGACUGGCAGACAGAACGGUCUGGGUGUCCUCGGCCCUCUUGUUUGAGGAGACGGGGCUGAGUUUGAGGAGAUGGGGCUGAGUUUGAGGAGACGGGGCUGAGUUUGAGGAGACAGGGCUGUGUUUGAGGAGACGGGGCUGAGUUUGAGGAGACAGGGCUGUGUUUGAGGAGACGGGGCUGUGUUGCACUGCUGUCCACAGUCCAGACUACCUCUAGGUGGGUUUUUGCCAGGUAGGUUUGUGUGAGUUCCUGUGGGCUUUGGAGGGAGGGACCCCAGCUAGGGCCCAGCCUUGUUUGUGUGCAAGGGGGAUGCUUCUGCUCCAGAUGGCUGGUUGUGCCACCAAUAGCCAUGCU